UGCACACACCUGGUCCCACCUCUGAUGUCUUAGAGGUCUUGUCCGUCCUGUUUGUUAUCUCCAUAUAUUUCAUGCUGAAAUUGAAAUAUUAAUAUGAAAGAGACAAUAUGCAAAGGUAAUAUAACAUUUCUAUUAAUAUCUAUACUUUAAUGAUUUUAUAGCUCUUAGAGUGUUCUUGACUUUUCUAUAAUUGUAUAAUUAAAAUUUCCUUGUGGCGUGGAAUUAUUUUUCUUUAUUUUAUCUCUUCCUGAAUGUUGAUAGUUGCUUCCAUUUUAGUGCUUUGUUAGAUAAUAAUAGUUUGAGUCUAGCUUUAGCGUGCUUCCGAAUUCCAAUUUUUGAUCAUAUUUGAUCCACGUGGAAAAACCACGCUGGAAAUUGGUGAGGUCCAUAUGUCCGUUUGUCUAUAAAUAUGAAUAAUUCCAGAGAUGUAAAAAAAAAAUAAAGAAAGUAUGAGAGGAUAAUGAAUAACCAGUACGUCAUUCAGAACUGUUAUAAUUUAUGUACUUAUGAAUUUAUGUACUAUGUGAUGGUGUGACAAAUGGAUAUAAAUCAGUAUUUUCCAACUGACAGUAUCUUUAACGAUGACAGUGAUCUUUCUGAUUCACCAGAUGACAGGGAUUCUUUAUCUGUAUCGAGCACAGAAGAAAAGGACGUGUAUAUUCCACGAUUAAAGUUCCAAAACCUUCAGAAUUUCCAAGCACCAAUAUACUCUAAGCAAAAGAAAGAUGAUCCCAAUUGUAAUAUAAAAACGGUAUUUAUCACUGAAGCGGAGGUACACCAAAUGCCAGCAAUAAAGACGGAAAACUCAAAAAAUGACUUUGUCGAUAACUAUUUAUCUGAUACCUCGUCACCCCCUCUCCAAAACAAGAAAAGGCGUACGCUGGAUGUCUCGGGAGAUAGCGGCGGGAUGCGCAGACAGACAGAAAGUGGUCUGUACAAAAGUAGAAGAGAAAGUUGCACAGGUUUCACUUGGAUGUGGCAAAAAGAUUCUAUAGAACACGAGAAGUACGAAAAUCUUCUGGCCAAUGAGGGUUUAGAGUAUUCAGAAUAUAAAGUAAAAUCUAGAAGAAUUUCUAGUAAAAACAUUGUAUUUUACAAUCGUAUUUAUCCAUUUGCUAAAGAUUCGAAAAUUCAGUUACCAGUUUGUUCUCAAGAUAAGCGAAGUGGAGAUGGAAAUCUCUUGGAAUUAGAGUCUACAUUUUGUGUUCCUGCAGCCUGUUCAAACGUGUCCUCGAUAAUACCGUAUGGUUCUGGACAAUGCUGGGUAGCUACGGAUGUAUCAAAAAACAUACUCCUAUACGACAGGAAUGGAGACUUAAUGGACUUCGUUAAUGUUGGCUGUCCAGUGGACUCCCUAGCUACUGACAAAGAUGGCAAUGUCUUCAUAUCUUGUCCAGAUUUGAAACAAGUUCGCGUGGUUGACCGUCAUCGACAUAUGAGAACUUUUCUGGAUAUGACACAAUACCCCCGAGGUAUUGCCUACAUGCGACUGGAGGACUCUAUACUCGUAUGUAGAAACGACAACAAGAUAGCUAACGAUCUUACAGUGAAGGCAUGCAACCCACUCAGAAAAUAUCCUAUCCGUGGACCAAAGUCUAGUAAACCACGGGAUACAGAUGUAGCUGAAAAUAUGUUUGGUUAUCCUUUCCGAGUUUGUGUGAAUGUUAACGAUGACUGCAUAGUGUCUGAUUUUGCUCAUCGCUCGAUCACGGUUUUGGACUCAGCUGGAAGAAUUCGCUUUACCUUCAACUCAUCCAAAGACUUUCCGAUCCGAAACUGCGAUUCUGUUUGUUGUGAUCAGAAAGGAAAUAUUUACAUUUUAUUGAAGGGUAAUCCUAACGUCUGUGUACUGGGACCCGGUGGUAAUAUUAAAACUAUUUUUUCCUGCUGUGAUUUCAUUUAUGAAUCCGUCUUUACUACUGUUUUUGAUUCUAACGAUUACUUGUGGGUGGCUUGCAUGGAUGGUUUCAUUAAAAUCUUUAGAAAAAUUUAAAUUAGUAAAGAAAUUAAAGCCUUUCUCGUGAGGACUUAAACAUUUGGCAUUCGUGAUAUUGGAUUUCUUUUUUAAAAAAUUGAUCCAUUAGUAGGAAUUAUCCUUUAAGCUUACACCAACGUUCUUUAGUAUUGAUUCCUGUUUCCAAGUUGAAAGUUAGAUUUCUUCUCAAUUUGGGGUGGACAAGAACUACGGAUGCAUUAUAAUGACCACAUACCCGUAUGUAGGAAUACUAAUAUACAUGCAUUAUUGGUUAAGACAAUCUAAGAAACAAUAGUGAAGAUUUUUCAUAUGGUUAAAUUUGAAGGAAAUCUGGUGAUUUUUAUCAUACAGUGAUGUCAUAGGUUUUUGUCAAAAAAAAAUGUUCAUUUUAAUUCAUUCCUCACAGAUUUUUGUUCAAUAGUUGUAAUGAGAAAUAUUGAGAAGUAAGUACAUUUGUAUAUUGUAUAUUUUCUCUCUCUUUUU
Saccostrea cuccullata (small rock oyster) is the source of this 2458-nucleotide messenger RNA. RefSeq lists its product as uncharacterized. Gene Ontology annotation, biological process: negative regulation of translation; proteasome-mediated ubiquitin-dependent protein catabolic process; protein polyubiquitination. Gene Ontology annotation, molecular function: translation repressor activity; ubiquitin protein ligase activity. The transcript is spliced from 2 exons. The record is from RefSeq and is a predicted model, not a curated record. NCBI's taxonomy places the organism in Eukaryota, Metazoa, Mollusca, Bivalvia, Ostreida, Ostreidae. Bases 539 to 1993 code for a protein of 484 amino acids.